GCGGAAGGAGGCGGUGGUGACGUCACUGCGGGAGCAAGUGCAGCAGACACAUCCUUGUCUUAGCAGGGCCACAGGGCACCGAAGGCAACCUCCGGCCCAACCGCCAGAGACCAGCCACCCUGCUUUCUGGGCCCUCACCCACGACACCCCGGUGGCAGCAGCCCCAAGGAGGUCCCCUGUCCCAGAUCUGCCGAGAUUGCCAGGACCGGUGAGCCCUUUGGAGACCAUCGCCAAGAGAGGCGAAGUGCAUCUUCAGACCCUCCUUGGUUCGGCCUUGCCCGGACCCGGGACCCACGCCAGCCAGCUGGCAGAGAACACCUCUGCCUCCUGCCGUGUAAGUCCCUGGGAAUUCCCAAGAGCCCUCUCGGGAGAAGGUGACAGAAAUCUGGACGCUGCAGCCCUGAGGGCAGGGCCAAGAGCAUCCCUGACUGGAGUCUGGACAGACCGGCCGGUGAGGCCUCUCUCCUCCUUAGCCUUCGGGAAGGAUCGUGGCAUCCUGGAUCAUUCCCUGGAUUCCCGAGGCAGCUCGGGUGUGCACCAGCGGGCAUACUGCUGCCUCCGGGAGCUGGGCAAGAUGCUCUUUGGGGUGAAGGACAUUGCUCUGUUGGAGCACGGCUGCAAGGCCCUGGAAGUGGACAGUUACAAGUCCCUGAUGAUCCUGGGCAUCCCGGAGGACUGCGACCAUGAGGAAUUCGAGGAGAUCAUCCGCGUGCCCCUGAAGCCCCUGGGCAAGUUCGAAGUGGCCGGGAAGGCCUUCCUGGAAGAAGAGCGGACCAAGGCAGCCAUCAUUCGGCUGGAGGAGGACAUCAAUUAUGCCGCGAUCCCCAGGGAGGUCAAGGGCAAGGGCGGCAUGUGGAGGGUGGUCUACAUGCCCCGGAAGCAGGACAUUGAGUUCCUGACCAAGCUGAACCUCUUCCUGCAGAGCGAGGGCAGGACGGUGGAGGACGUGGCCCGGGUCCUGCGGCAGGAGCUGUGCCCCACGGUGACGGGCCCCAGAGAGCCACCUGCCAGAAAGUGCCGGGCGCCCGGGCCCGGGGAGAAGCCAGGGGCCGGGGCCACCGCGGGCGCGGGCGCGGGCGCGGUCGGGGCGCCACCUCCGGACCCCGCGGAGAAGCAGAGCAAGGCUGGAGACGACAAGAGAGGCAAACGGAAGCACAAGAAAAACCGUCGGCGACACCAUGCCUCCGACAAGAAGCUGUGAGGACAUGCUCAAAGAGAACAACAGAAUGCAGAUGUGAAGGGGAGACGGUCUGCCUGGCUGUCCCACGAGGGGGACCUCCGGAGACAUUCCUGGUCCCCUGGUGGGGGUGACUAUGGGCGAAGGGGUUGACAGAUAUGGGGACAGUUGAAGUAGAUAGAGGGGGUUAUUUGGAGUGGGGCUGCCUACACUCCCACCCCUCACUCCCUAACCCUGCACUGCUCCUGGCUACUUACCUCUAAGUGCCAUUUAGGUGCCUAAAAAUGAGGAUUGUGUUCUCUUAGAGGCUUCAGGAAGAUGGAAGAGGUGGGGAACACAGGUGCCACAGCUCAAGGAAGCUGACACCCCCUCCUUGCUCUUGGGGAGCAGGAGAGCUUUGUCUACUGUGCUGGGAGCCCCCACUCUUUGCUUCCUGCCAUUGUAGGACCUGGAACUUCCCCAAGAGCAGGGAGAGAGUUGAGGGACGGAGGCCCAGGCUGGGCACUGCGGUCUCAGGUUCAAGGAUUAGAUCUAACUCACCGCCUGGGAACUGAAGGGACUGGUGCUGGAGGUUUGCUCAGUUCAAGGUGUGCCAUUGGGCUCCUGCCAGCUCACGUCAUAAUCACACCAACACCACUAACUCACACACACAGACCGAUACACUCACAAAAACACCUCACACACACACUCACCUCUAACAGACAUCACACACACUCGCUCACACACACGCUGGUACCCAUAGAGGCUAACUGACACACACUUGGACUGAACCACUCUAUUCCCCCCUCCGCACACAUGCACACACACACACACCAGGAGACACACAGAAACCCAUUCACCAACACCGAGAGACCGUCCCACUCAUACCCGCAGAGGGAUGCAGUCAUCGUCACACACAGCACUGGCUCCAUCCCCCUCAGCCCCGUGAAGAAGCACCCACACCCACAUCUACAGGCAUGUGAACAAAAGCACUGGCCCUAUGGGGAGACCCCUAGACAUGCAUCCAGAGACCCAGUGUCCCCUACCUCUCACCCCCUGUAGGAGCUGUAAGGUCUUUCUGCCCAAGUGGAGACAGAGCCUGCCCCAAGUGGCCUGCCUGACUGGCCCUGGGGGAGCAGGGCACAGGGACCCUUGGGCUGUAGAGGCCCCACCACCAGCAGGAGCUCUGCUUGGGGACUGGAGACCUGGGCCAGAUCUGGAGGCCUGUGCUGGGGAGCCCCAUGGGACUGAUUAGCAGACUGGGAAUGAUCUCUGAAUGCAAGGAUUA
This is a messenger RNA of Canis lupus familiaris (dog), 2444 nucleotides long. RefSeq names its product PNMA family member 8C (gene PNMA8C). The coding region runs from base 575 to 1201 and encodes 208 amino acids. The transcript has 2 exons. The record is from RefSeq and is a predicted model, not a curated record. Lineage: Eukaryota; Metazoa; Chordata; Mammalia; Carnivora; Canidae.